AUGGAAGUUGUUCCUCUCUCCAUUCAACAUUCCGAAUCUCAGUAUGGUUCCAUUGAAUGUUCCUGCAUUGAUAAUCCCAAUCACUUGUUGUUUUUUGCAACAUCGGAGGGAUACCUUUCAUGUUAUUACAUCAAUAGAAACCAAGAAAAUUCAUCAUCAUCCAAGAGCUUUUCGGAAGACCACAACAUCAAUGCUCCUUCCUAUGACUCUGAAGAGCAGCCAUCCAUUACGGUUCAUCAUGUCUGUACCGUAAAGCCUGUCGCGUGUGCUUUGAGCUCUCUCAGUAAUACCUCUAAACGACAUACCACAAUGUCUACAGGUCAGAAUGUAGCUGUUGGUCAAGCGCUGUGGGGUAAAGUUCCGAUCAAACAAAUUGUGUGUGAUGAUCAAGUUCAAGUGUUAUUUAUUCAAGUACAAAAUGCGAUUGAGUUUUUCAGAUAUGAAUUUAUUGAAGAGAGAAAACAAUUAUUGCUUACACAUAUCAAGAGAAUUCAAGAAUCGGUUGGACUUACAUGUUUUACUAUUGAUGAAUGCAAGAGAAAUCAUCGACUGUUAGUAUGCACCAAGAAAAAGUUACAAAUUCUUCACUACACUGAACAGGAUUGUCUUUCGGUGGGACUCGUUUCUGAGGAAUUUGUUUUACCUGAGGCAAUUCAAGAUCAUCAUUGCUUGGCUUGGUUUGACAAGACUUUAAUUGUUGGAUUUAAAAAAGAAUAUUCAUUAAUUAAUAUGGACACUGGAACAAUGGAUUCAAAACAAUCCAUGAUUCCUUCGACUGUAUUAGAAUUAGGUGACUCAAAAUCUGGAGACAAUCGCCCAUUGUGUGUCUUGAUUUAUGAUGAGGUUUUAUUAAGAACCGACAGUAUCAGCGUAUUUGUAAAUAUGAACACUCGUUCUUCGAGUGAGCAACGAGGAACACCCUCGACACGACCUCCAAUUACUUGGUCUUCGUCACCCCAACAAAUUGCAUUCUCCUUUCCAUAUGCAGUUGGUAUUCUAGAUCAAGGGAAAAAGAUUGAAGUUUAUAGUAUUUAUGAUUCACGUCUAGUGAAAACCCUGUACAUUCAACCCUCCACCAAUUCUGUAGUAUACACCUCAGAGAAUGGCUCUCAAGAAUCAAAUCAGUUGAAUAAUAUUUCCUCAUGGAGUUUAGUUCAAGGCUCAGUCAACAUUGGAGUAUUUGUCUGUUGCGAUAGUUUCGUACCUGCCUCAACCACAAAUACAUCAAGUUCCACUCUCGGUUUCAAGAAAGAGAGCAAAAAAGAAAAAAUUCAAACCGUUGUACUUUUGUCACCCAUCUCGUAUGAAAAGCAAAUUUCUUCACUGUUUGAAAUGGCACACUGUAGCGAAGCUUUUGAAUUGUUUGAAAGAAUGUUGGAGUUUAAGAGAGAAAAAGGAGAGCAUAUCGACUCUGCCAUCGAGAAAAGAUGGAGACAACAACUGUUGUUGGAAGCGGCCUUUGCUUCAUUAUUCCAUUUGGAUGUCGAAAAAGCAUUUACAUAUUUUAGAGAACAUGAACAAGCUCUAGAAUAUCGUCUUGGAUAUGAUAUGAGAGAGUUAAUAAUUUUGUUUACAGAUUACAGACCCCUGAUUCUAAACGAUGACAAUUUCUCACCUAAAAUAAGUUGGACUCAAAAAUAUUUAAAUUUUGAAAAAAAGAAGCCAAAGAGUCUUUAUGAUAUUUUCGUGGAGAAAAUUGCCAAACGACGAGAUUUACAGGCAAAUGCAGAAGUUGAAAAAGAGGCUGAUCAACUCAUCGUAAGGUGUAAAAAGUAUUUACGACCAUUAUUAGAAUAUAGAAGAAAGAAAAUUAGUUCUAUCGAAAGGAAUAUGAAAGACGAGUCACUCUUUUUUGAAGAGGCAUUCAUCUCAACGUCUGCUAAGAGUUCCAUUGACAAUUUAUUGUUCAAAAUGUACUUAGACUCUGGAGAUCUCUCAAGACUCAAUAGAAUGCUAAAAGAAACUAAGGCAGUUCUAAAGCCAGAUCCUGACUCUGAAAUUACAUUCACGGCACAACAACUGUACACUAAAUGCUAUUGUAAACUUGAUGUAUGCAUGAAGAUAUUGAAGGCUGAGGUUGAAAUUCUUUCUCCAGAAGCACAAGAGUACUAUAUGGCCCUCCUUUAUCAAACCUAUCUGAACUACAAUCUCGAAAAUGUUAACAAAUCAUUGGUACUGUUAAAGAAUAUUGCUAUGAACAGCGAUGACAACAAGUCUGACAUGGGAGAAUAUGCUUUCGAUGAAACCGUAUGUAUAUUACACAAGAUCUUUGAUAGGCCAAUGCCAUCCACGGACGAGGACCGUUUGAUAGACAAGAAAAAGGAAUUGUUUUGGUCUAAUAUUGAAUGGUGUCUCAAGCUAGACCAUUUCAAAAGUAUAUCAGUAUUGACCCAUAAUGUCUCAUAUUUGGGCGUCGAUGUUAUUUUGAAGUUUGUGAGACAACAUUUGGAUGAAGAAACUCAAAACGAAGUGAUUCAACUUCUGCUUGAAUAUGUUAUUCACGACUACAAUAAGAAUUCAAAAUUACAAGAUCAUGAGAAAUUUCCAAUUCAGACCCAAUACUACACAUUGUUGGCAUUGAAAUAUAUUGAUGUCAUUAAUUCCUAUGAAAUUAGACAAGACCAAGAAGCCAUUUGGGACUUGAGAACAAAACUCAUGCUUCAUAUUCAAGACUGCAAAGAUUUUAUAACUCUCGAAACGGUUUUGGCUCGUUUACAGGGAACAAAUUUAUAUCAAGAGAUGAUUUUACUCUACUCUCUUUCAAGAGAACAUGAAAAAGCUUUGCGAAUAUUAUUGUUUGAUUUGUGUUCGAUGGAAGGAGCCGAAAAUUAUUGUAAGGAACAACAAACCAUUUAUGAACUUGAAUUUUACCAAAAUCUCAUGCAACAAUAUCAGGAUGGAGCUCUGAGCAGUGUGGAAAUUUCAACAGAAAUGUAUGACAGACAUUAUACAAAAGUGACACUUCACAAUGAGCUCUUUUUGAUUCUACUCAAGCUUUGCUUUCAAGAUGCAGCAUCAAUCAAGCAAACGAAAGCACGUGGGCACAUUGAUUUUGGAAUUUAUAUUCUCAAUAAGUAUGCCAAACAUAUAGAUCCAAUCGCAGCACUUCGAAUGCUGCCAAACAAUUUAUGCACUAAGAAAAUUCUUCCCUUUUUAACUGCUACACUUCAACAAAAUGCAACCAAUCUGAGAACGGCAAGUCUGAUGAAGAGCAUGAGUAAGAUGGAUCACAUUCAAACACAAGGCCAACUUGUUGAAUAUCAACGAAGAAAACGAGUGGUAUUUAGAAAAUCAAAAUGUAGUUUUUGUAACAAGUUUAUUGGAGAAAAUGCAUGUGUGGUGAUUUAUCCAGACCUUUGCAAUAUUUAUCAUUACAAUUGUUUCAAUAGAAAUUUUCAUGUCGACCGAAUGUCCAAGAGAAAUUUCCUAAAGAGUCCAUUCAUUCUCUCUCAUUCUUUCGAUAAGGAUUCAACUCACCAGUAA
Molecule: messenger RNA, 3483 nt
Organism: Naegleria fowleri
Lineage: Eukaryota; Heterolobosea; Eutetramitea; Acrasida; Naegleriidae
Exons: 2
Coding region: 1-3483 (1160 amino acids)
Biological process (GO): endosomal vesicle fusion; vesicle-mediated transport; autophagy
Cellular component (GO): cytoplasm; membrane
Source: RefSeq, a predicted model, not a curated record